This is a messenger RNA of Ruditapes philippinarum (Manila clam), 4791 nucleotides long. Its product is annotated as RE1-silencing transcription factor-like. Gene Ontology annotation, biological process: regulation of transcription by RNA polymerase II. The record is from RefSeq and is a predicted model, not a curated record. Gene Ontology annotation, cellular component: nucleus. The transcript has 4 exons. NCBI's taxonomy places the organism in Eukaryota, Metazoa, Mollusca, Bivalvia, Venerida, Veneridae. The coding region runs from base 790 to 1821 and encodes 343 amino acids. Gene Ontology annotation, molecular function: DNA-binding transcription factor activity, RNA polymerase II-specific; RNA polymerase II transcription regulatory region sequence-specific DNA binding.
AUUUUGUUCUACUUUUCAUUGACGCACUUGAAAAUAAAAUAAAUUUUGUCGAGAAUGUUUUAUUUAAGUUGAUAGAUAUUCUUAUGGAUAACAAGUCAAACUUUUUAAAUAUAUCUGCCUUUGUUUUAAAUGUAUAGUUCGCAUAAAGUUACUUUACAAAAAAUAAAUAAAAGAAAAAAAUAUAAUAAUAACAACAAUAACAACAACAACAGAAGACGAAAACUAUAAAAUAUGUUUGUGUUUUUGCGAAACGUCAGCGACAGUUAACUAAACUACAUGAAUUAAGUGAGCAAAUGUGCUAUUAAUUACAUAAUUAUUCUUAUGGAUACAGCUAGUCUUUUCAAUGACUAUCAAAAUAACGGGGAAUUCCAUAUCUGGAACACGUCUUUCUCCGUGAUGCAAGGUCUAAUAUUUGAUGGUAAAACCUCAUUUAAAUGAAUCCGCAUCAAACAAACCUUACGGAUGUGACAGUAGCCAUCUCAAAGAAGAUCGCGCACGUGUUUAAUGGACGAACUACAGAGAUUGUAUGGAAGACAAAUCGAUGCGAGGGUCAGAAUUGUGUAUUUUAAUGUUUUUUUUUUCUUGGUAAUUAACUUUGGUCAACAUGUUUUCAAUCACUGUAACGAAUGCUAUAUAUGUUAAAAUUAUAAAUUUUAUGACUGCGCUGUUAUGAAUACAGCACGUAUACAUUUCACUGUGAUAUGUGAAUUAAUCACGUUUCUGGUUUUGAUUUUAAUAAUUUCAAUUUUUACAAAUAGUUGCGUCUUCUGAGCCAAUAUCUAUAUAAAAAUGGCCUGCGCAAAACCAGAGAAACAUUCGUAUAUUAGCAUGGAGAAAGGAUUUAAAAAUGUUAAUUAUUACUAUUGCGAACAGUGUUUGUACAAGACAGUCCGAAAACAUAACCUUAAACGACACGUUCUGAAAAUGCAUACAGAGUGCAGAAAAGAUCUCGAAUGUUGCGGGGUUGUUUUUCAGACAAAAUCAAGUUUUCGAGAUCAUUUGACAACCCUGCAUAAAAAUGGAUAUGUGUGCUCUAAAUGUCAUCGCGUAUUCCGAAGGAAGGCGUUACUAAUGCGCCACCUAACGGUACAUGGAGGAAGAAAAGAAUUCCAAUGUUCUACAUGUAACUACGAGACAAGUCAUAAAAGUAAUUUAUAUAGACACAAGAAAGUUCAUUUCAAGAAUAUGAUAGCUUAUAAUAAUCAAAAUAAAUGGUUAGAUGACGGAAAUAACUUUGUUUGUAGACCUGAAAGUCGUUCUGUCCAUGGCUACCCAGGUGGAAUCUUCCAAAAUCACUUCAAUUAUCGUAUUCCUGGAAAACCUCAUUGGUUGAACAAUUUACAAAUGCUCAGACCUUUCUCUCUGUGUUUAGGUCCUAUAGAUUUAGCAGACGGUAACUUGCAGCAGACGAAUAUUAGCAUACCUCGGUAUCCAACACCUUAUCCGAUCGCAGGAAACAAUAGUUAUUUCCGAAAUGGAGGAAACUUGAACCAGUUUGCUGGAAUUAUACCAACAACAAAUGUAUUCUGUCCUUUUAGAGGAAACAGGGAGAAGUGUUCGGUUUGUAAUUCGAAAGUUGAAGAAAAUAACUAUAAUAUCGGUUUAGAGAAUGGAAGGAAUAUUGUCACUGAAAAUAAAGGUACAGCUGAGAAAUUGGAUGCAUUUAUGGGUGUGGGUAUAGAAACCACCCCGCCUGUCAGAGAGAAGCCGUUCAGGAUGUGUUAUUUUCCGUAUAAGUGUAACUUUUGUAGCUUGAGAUUUGCCUCGCAGCACGAAUUGUCUAAUCACAGCACGGAGUGUGAGAACACACUUCAGUUCUGAAUCACGCAAUGAACUACUUAUACGUUUGUACUACAAGAAUUCGGAGCAAUUAACAUUUCUAUUAUUGUUGUUAUCUCAAUUGUCAAUGAUUCUGUCUCACUUUUUAAUGUUGUUAUUUUUUAUUGUUUAAUGUUGUUGUUUCGGUUUAAAUGUUGUUCAUUUCAAAAUAAUAAACAAUAACAACCGAAAGCGCUCUUACAUUGAGGGGACUUUGACUUUAGACCAGACAUGCCCUGGUGAACCCCCCCCCCCCCCCCACUGCGGCGGACACUCUUAUUAUAACACCCAACCCGUCCCCACCAUACAAACUUCUGGGGACAGGGAAAGUAGCAAAUGACUUGUGGACUAGUACUUUAUUGAAUGUUUUCUCUUUUUACACUUCUCCUUAAACAAAUAAUCUGUCCGAGAUUUUUUUAUUUAUGAUCUUGAUUUGUGGUGAUAUUUUCCGAAAAUUAGACUUAACUCUGUCGGCCCUUCUAACCGCUAUCUAACGUCGUCACCGUAGCUGGGGGAGUUUUUUUUUUUAUUGCAGUCAUUUUUCGAAAAAAAGGAAUGUUAAUUCACGUGUGGUUGAAACACACGGUGACUUCGAUCUAACAAGUUAAAACGAUGAAUAUAGAUGAUACGUUGACGAUUUUGAUUGCCGUAUUUAGUACUGUCAUUUUCUGUGGCAUCUGUAUACUUAGUGCAGUUAUUAUACAUAGGUGUUGCUGUUACAAGUCCAGAGGACGAAAUGAAAGCGAGGCUAUUCCCAUGCCAUCAAUCAUCCCCAGUGAUAAUUUAGAUAACGUAUGUACAAGUGGUGAUACUGAACAAAAUGAAAACAUCAACAAUAUAUUAUCAGAACAAAUUUUCCAUAUACAAGAAGACCAUCCCCGCCCCGAGCCGUCGGCACCACCCCUACCACCGGAAUAUUAUAUAGAAUAUACUUGAGGCCGGUUGUUGUUUUAUCCAGUGUGUGGCUAGUGAAUAUUUUAGAUAAAUAUGUCUUUCAACAUGAUAUAUCUUAUUGAAUAAGAAACAUAUACAUGUACAUGACAGUGAUUAACAACGAACACCGCUAUUUCGACAUGGAUACCCAUACAGACGCCUUCAUGUCCCUGUCUUCCACUAUUUCCGAGAUGUAAUGAUAGCAACAAAUACAAUAAAAUUAUCUAUGUUUGUUAAUCAAAUAUCUUGAGAGUGAUUUUGAAGAACUAUCAUUUUUGUACUUAAUUGAUCAACUCUGAAGUUAUACGUUCCAUUUAAACAUUAAAUUAUUUUAGUCGCUCUGUAUCAUGUGUAUGUUAUGUACAGAAAUCUACGUAUUUUUCUGCCGCGGUAUAUAGCAAAUGCAUUCUUAUUUCUCGAUUUCUUGUUAAGCUUACACGUUUAUACAUUACGACAUUCCCCUUGUUACAAAGAAAUUGUUCGAAAAAAAAACCCAUAAAACCCGUAGCUAAUACAUGUACUAAAUUUUUGUUUCCAUGACGUUAUUUCUAUUGUUCCGUUUGCAAUAAAUUCGAUGAUGAUUUUUGUUCAUUAACAUACCAGAAACCAUAAUUAAAACUAAGACAAAAUUAUACAUGGUUUAUACAUUUGUACAUAUAGACUUUAUUGUUAUUUAUUUUGAUGAUGCCUUUGAUGUUUGUUGUUGUUGAUGUUAAAGGUAUUUUUUUCUUUGGUUUGUUUUGUUAAUUCUUUACCUGGAUUUCAUAGAAACCAGCCUCAUUGCUGAAAACCCCAUACCUUUGGUAGAAGUAGACCUUGUAUUACCUUUCUCGUGCAUUAUUGCACGCACGACCGGAACAGUAAGUGGAAUCCUCCACCUUUCAAAAUUAAGUUACCUAAGAUAUAGCUUUUAUUAUCCUUAUCCAGUCCAUCGCCUACAUCUGUAAAUAAACCUAUUGUACAUGGUAUCAUCAUUGUAUCUUUAGAAGAUUGUUAUCUCUAUAUUGAAAUAGUGUGAUUGUCUUAUUCAUGGUGCAAGGUCCACAGUAGCUGUUUAGGAAAAUUAAAUAUGUAAGAAAAGAAAACGUUUUGAGUCCAGCCAGACUCCGCCUGUAAAUAUGACAUAAUAAUGUCACUACAUGUAUUUAGUUUUUGAAAGAAUCUCUAGAGGAAACAUUAGAUUCGUUAGAGUUAGAUAGACCACCUGAUUAUUCAACAUUUUUACCCGGAAUUUACCUUAAGAGAAAGAAUAUCAAAUAGUUAUUAAAAAAACGUUUAAACAAUGUUCAAAGAUCACAGAUAAAUAUUGUAGGUUGAUAUUUUAUCACAGGGUUAAAAUACAAAGAAGCACAUGGUAUAUGGAAUAAAGGAUAGAACUAAACGAUGUGACGUCCAGUUACUCUUUCUGAAGCGUACGAAUGCCCUCACUCACAUGCUAGGGCUCUAAAUUUUCCCUUAAAGUUACAUUAUACCUCAGAAACGAAUGAAUUUUCCUUUCUUCGGAAAGGGCCAAAAUAAGUUUAAUAGCAUUUAAAUGUUUUAACGUAUAUAAGAUAAUUGUCACCUGAAGGAAUUUGCGCUGGUUUUAUUUUUCAUAAAAGUAGCAAAAUUUAAACAAAGUGGUAUUUUUGAUAUUUUGACAUCCAUACAAAAUACUUAACAACUCUAACUAUAGUAAUUGCCGAAAAACAAUAGAAGCAAAAUAUGGUUCAGGUAAUUGCCUAAUUGUCCAAUGUGUAACUUUUUGGAAACUAUAUUAUGACACCAAAAAUAAAAAGCUUUUGUUAAUUUUCUUACUUUAUAGCUGUCUAUUAACAUUAACAAAUGAUAUCUAACUUAAUCUGAGGAGGAGUGAGUAUUAGCAACCCCUCAAAAAAGAAAUACUCCGGACAUUUUAUAUAUUUUAUUGCUUGUUUAGUUCAUUUGAUUGCCGUUAAACACUCGCUGGACUAUGUUGUAUAUUACAACUGGCUGAUACAUGUACAACAUAUUUAUUUACACCAUAAAUAUAAAUAAACGUUUGAACUAAUUGAUGUUCUA